This is a messenger RNA of Triticum dicoccoides, 1676 nucleotides long. RefSeq lists its product as uncharacterized. The record is from RefSeq and is a predicted model, not a curated record. The transcript is spliced from 12 exons. The coding region runs from base 181 to 1314 and encodes 377 amino acids. NCBI's taxonomy places the organism in Eukaryota, Viridiplantae, Streptophyta, Magnoliopsida, Poales, Poaceae.
CAAGGGCGUAGUUGAGUACGAGGACGCAAUUUGUUUAAGCCCAUUUCGGAAUAAUGGGCCAUUAGAUUAGGCGCACCUCCUUCUAGAACCCUCCAGAACCUUCCUCCUCCCCCAGCACCCCCCGCCCACUCCAGAGCCCCGAACAUCGGGGGCACCAAGGGACGGCCGGCGGCGGGAGGGAUGAAGUACCCGCCCAUCCCGCCGCGCCGGGCCGCCUCCUGCGGCUGCGGCUACCUGGCCGCCUUCGUCGCCCUCAUCGUCAUCACCUCGCUCCAGAUCCAGCACCACCACCUCAAGGUGGAUCUCGGCAGGUCCGACUACGCCGCGGCCACGGCCACGCAGCAGCGGCGCCGGGAGGAGGGGAACUGGAACCGGAGGACCGGCGCCGAGGGCCUGCCGCGCGGGAUCGUCCACACCAGCUCCGACAUGUUCCUCCGCCCGCUCUGGGACCCCGCCGCCAACCGCGCCAUCCCCAACAACAAGAAUGAUAGACACAAAGCUCUCCUGGCGAUGGCGGUCGGGAUCUCGCAGAUGCAGAAUGUGGACGUGAUGGCUCGUAAGUUCCUGAAUGAGAGCUACACGGUCAUGCUAUUCCAUUAUGACGGGAACGUGGAUGGGUGGCGUAGCCUCGAGUGGAGCGAUAAGGCCAUCCACAUAGUUGCGCCCAACCAAACUAAAUGGUGGUUUGCUAAGCGUUUUCUGCACCCUAGUGUUGUGGCUAUCUACGAUUUCAUAUUUUUAUGGGACGAAGACCUUGGGGUGGAAAAUUUUGAUCCGAGGAGGUAUAUUGAUAUAAUGGUUUCCGAAGGCUUAGAAAUCACGCAACCUGCAUUGGAUCCUGAUCUAUCAACAGAUAUUCACCACCGCAUCACAAUCCGCAACAAGAUGACAAAAGUGCAUAGGAGAGUAUAUGACAAUCGUUCAAGCAUGAACUGUUCUGAUGAUAGUAAAGGACCUCCAUGCACAGGGUGGGUCGAGGGCAUGGCACCAGUUUUUUCUCGUGCUGCCUGGAAAUGUGUAUGGCAUCUAAUACAGAAUGACUUGAUUCAUGGAUGGGGCCUUGACAUGAAGCUUGGUUACUGUGCUCAGGGUGAUCGAGCUGAGAAGGUCGGUGUAAUUGACAGUGAGUAUGUCGUCCAUCAAGGGAUACCAUCAUUAGGAGGACCAUCAGAUACCAGCAAGUUACCUCGAAGAUCUUUGGAUUUGCGGACACACAUUAGAAGACAGUCGUCGGCGGAGCUGGAAAAGUUCAAAGAACGGUGGGAAAAAGCCGUAAGGGAAGACGAUGAGUGGAUGGAUCCUUUUGACGCUUGAUUACUUUGGAAGAAACAUCUGACAUGAAGAUACAAGGCCCACCAUACAUGGGUGGAUGCGUCCACAUUCAUCAUGGCGGUUGGAGUCGAGAUCAUGUGGGCCUCAUAGCAAAACAGUUAGUUAUAUAGCCUUAUAGGCAUUUUGCUGACUAACACACCCCCCCCUGCCAUCAAGAGCUAUAAGAACAAGUGGGAAUGUCGUCGCGCUAAUACACGGAGAAACUGAGCAAGGACCUGUAUACUACCAGUGGCUGACAGACACAGUAUCUUGUAAUCUUAAUUCGAUUCUCCAAUCACCGAGGUUGUAUAGUGACAAUGCAUAUAUGUAUGUGCAGUUAUUUUUAGUAAUAAUAAGUAUUUAUA